GAUUUAAUGAUGCAAAUAAUGUGGAUAGUGACUGGUGCAAGUAUCAGUGACCGGGGGCUUCCAGGAAUACAAGUAGCGAUCAGGUUCUUGAGAAAAGUUGUGAUCGAUCCGCACCUGAAUACACGAGGUGCAAAACGGCAGGAAUCGGUCAGUUGCCAGAAAUAAGUCGCACAGCUUGAACGCUAGUGGUUUUACGAAACCCCGUCGCGCGCCCGUCUGGCAUGAGCUUGUCUGACAACCAUCGAUUCUCAGGCUCAGACCGAAUUUGCCCGAGACAACCGUAACGCUCAUUUCAUCCACUGAACUAUCAUGUCCUUCAUCCGAGCAGCGACGCUCGCCCGUUCUGUGGCAACGAGCAGCUGUAGACGUUAUUCGACCGAAGCUGGUGCUAAAAAAUCAUCCAACCUCGGAUUUUACCUUGGUGGCGCUGGUCUUGUAGGUCUCGGCACGUAUGUGUACAUGGGCUUUGGCAAAGGGGAGGCAGUAACUGCCAAGAAGGACCUGAAGAGUCCUCUUGACCCGUCAAAAUUCAUUGACCUCAAACUGAAAAAGGUGGAGCCUUGCAAUCACAACACCUCUAAGUUUGUGCUUGAGCUCGAAAAGGGCGAGGCUUCGCUUCUUCCGAUUGCUUCCUGUGUUUACAUCGAAACUCCUGAUUUCAAGGAUGACAAGGGUCAACCUAUGUGUCGCCCGUAUACCCCCAUUUCAGCGUCUGAUUUGGAGGGAGAGCUCACUUUUAUCAUCAAAAAAUAUGAGACAGGCGUGGUCUCCAAACACAUUCACUCUCUCAAGGCUGGGGACAUCCUCAGAAUUAAAGGUCCUCUGCCAAAAUGGCCUUGGAAGAUGAAUGAGCUGGAAGAAGUCGGCCUCAUUGGUGGUGGAAGUGGAAUUGCUCCACUCUACCAGAUCCUACAACAUGCUCUUGCAGACAAGACGAACAAGACGAAGUUCAAACUUUUGUAUGCUAAUGUUACUGAGCAAGAUAUCAUACUUCGCGAGGAGUUCGACGCCAUGAAGAAAAAGUACCCCGAAACUUUCGAUGUCGUAUAUGUCCUCGACAAGGGCGAUACUAACUGGAAGGGUCCCACUGGAUAUAUUAGCGCUGACCUCAUUAAGCAGCACGUUGCUCCGUCAUCACUGGGCGAGAAAGUGAAGGUCUUCAUCUGCGGUCCGCCUGGACAGGUUGCCUCGAUUGCAGGCGCAAAGAAAGGCAGGGAGCAGGGAGAACUAAAUGGUGUUCUCAAGGAACUUGGUUACACCAAAGACCAGGUGUAUAAAUUGUGAGCAGCAGAUAUCAAGUAGAUCUAUAUAGAAGUCCUACGACGAUCAAGUGUCGAAACCCUUUCUUGCAAUAGAAUGCGAGCUGAGGUAUCGAAACCUUAUUUCAAUCACGUUAUUCCAC
Messenger RNA from Suillus fuscotomentosus, 1402 nucleotides. RefSeq lists its product as uncharacterized. The coding region runs from base 310 to 1284 and encodes 324 amino acids. The transcript has 7 exons. Lineage: Eukaryota; Fungi; Basidiomycota; Agaricomycetes; Boletales; Suillaceae. Gene Ontology annotation, biological process: ergosterol biosynthetic process. The record is from RefSeq and is a predicted model, not a curated record. Gene Ontology annotation, molecular function: cytochrome-b5 reductase activity, acting on NAD(P)H.